GAGAGUUUUUGAUGACAUGAGAAUUUGUGUAUUAUCUUGACUUUCCCCUUUCUUCUUCGUUUAAUUUGUAGUCGUCGGGGAUAAAUUCAAUACAAACGAACAGCCAUGGACUAAGGAAACUAUUCCAGACGGACGUAAUCUUUGUUUUCAGGUGUUAGCGGCCUCGACACAUUUGAUGCGCUUUCUCGUUCGCCAUGUCUUCCACCUGGGGUUUUCAGCAGUUUGCGGGCAGACGGUGAUGUUCAGACUGCCUGGCGUUUUCAGAGCAGUACGCAGGAGCCUCUGCAGCCUCGCGGACCAGGACAUGGCCAAGGGGAAGUUUUACUACGCAGUCAGGAAGGGAUUCAAACCGGGCGUCUACAAGUCGUGGGACGAAUGUAAGAGCCAAGUGGACAAAUUCCCGGCAGCCGUCUUUAAGAAGUUUGCAACAGAGCGAGAUGCCUGGGCGUUCGUCAGAGGAGUCACGCUGCCUCCUCUUCCAGAAAAGAAAGUGACAGAAAGCGUGGAGCAGGACGUCAACCUGCUCCCUAAACGGGGUCCGGAGCCGCUGUACUACAUCCCUCUUGGUAAGAAGAGGAGUCUCUCAGAGACGGAGGAGGCUGCUGAGCCUCCCAAACGGGUCAAAACCUCAGACGGCUCCUCAUCACAGAGCUCCGAUGGUUUCACGUACAUGGGUGACGCCGUGGUGGUCUACACCGACGGCUGCUGCUCGUCCAACGGGCGGAAACGAGCCCGAGCCGGCAUCGGCGUGUACUGGGGCCGCAACCACCCGCUUAACGUCGCAGAGCGACUCAUGGGGCGGCAGACCAACCAGCGCGCUGAGAUCCAGGCUGCAUCCAAAGCGCUGCAACAAGCUCAGGAGAACAACAUCAAGAAGCUGGUCGUCUACACAGACAGCAUGUUCACCAUCAACGGUGUGACCAAGUGGGUGAAGAACUGGAAGCAGAACGGCUGGAGGCUGCAGGGCGGAGGGUCGGUCGUCAACAAGGACGACUUCGUGAAGCUGGACCGACUCAAUUCGGAGCUGGAGGUCGUCUGGCUGCACAUCCCCGGACACGCCGGAUACAAAGGCAACGAGGAGGCCGACCGGCUGUCACGAGAGGGAGCGGCGAAGCCGUACAUCAAAGAGGACGAGGACCAAGACGAGGACGAGGACUUCUAGAAUCCUGCAGGAUCAGGGCUUUUUUCUUUUAUCCUUUUCUUUUUUGUGUGUGAACAAACUCAGACCCAAGACGGUGUGUUGUUCAGUGUUUCUGUUGAGUUGGUUUAAUUCUGAAUUAAGUUUUACUUGUUGGAAUAAAGUUUCAUCAAAGGAGA
Messenger RNA from Salarias fasciatus (jewelled blenny), 1317 nucleotides. It is a transcript of the gene rnaseh1, whose product is annotated as ribonuclease H1. Gene Ontology annotation, biological process: DNA replication, removal of RNA primer. Lineage: Eukaryota; Metazoa; Chordata; Actinopteri; Blenniiformes; Blenniidae. The record is from RefSeq and is a predicted model, not a curated record. Gene Ontology annotation, molecular function: magnesium ion binding; RNA-DNA hybrid ribonuclease activity; nucleic acid binding. The transcript has 9 exons. The coding region runs from base 176 to 1162 and encodes 328 amino acids.